GUGCAGGGAAGCGUUCUAUUUCACCCAAUGGACACUGACAUUUCACUACAUUAAUGUUUAUAAUUGUUCAAAAGACGGAAAAGCACAAACGUUAAAGCUGUGAAUAAGUUAAAUCCCGUUUCCUGUAAACGUGUGCUUGUUCACAUAGACCUGACGUGAAGCGCAUCGCGUGUCGGGUCCAGAUCGGUUUCCCGUAGAGACAUCCGACACCGCGCGGUGAAUGCGUGACGGGUGGUGCCGCCGCACAGCGAAGCCCGUCCGGCUCCAGACAGGACGCGCGCGAGCGAAGAUGACGUUCAUCGCCAAGACGUUCUACGACCUGAAGGCCACCACGCUGGAGGGCGACGCCGUGGACUUCAACGUGUUCCGCGGACGGGUGGUCCUCAUAGAGAACGUGGCCUCGCUCUGAGGAACCACCACCCGGGACUUCGGCGAGCUCAAGCAGCUGCAGAGCAAGUACCCGCACCGGCUGGUGGUCCUGGGGUUCCCCUGUAACCAGUUCGGGUAUCAGGAGAACUGCUCCAAUGCAGAGAUCCUGUCGUCGCUGCAGCACGUGCGUCCCGGCGGCGGCUUUCAGCCCAAUUUCACCAUGUUCGAGAAGUGCGACGUGAACGGGACGAACACGCACCCCGUGUUCGCGUACCUGAAGGACAAGCUGCCUUUUCCCGACGACGAGCCCAGCUGCCUCAUGCAGGACCCCCGCUUCCUGGUCUGGAGUCCCGUCAGCCGCAACGACGUGUCUUGGAACUUCGAGAAGUUCCUGGUCGGUCCCGAGGGAGAGCCGUUCAAGCGCUACAGCCGGAAGUUCCCCACCGCCGACAUCGAGCCCGACAUCCAGAGACUGCUGAGACUGACCAAGACGUAAACAGGCCCCGUCCAGUCUGCUGAUAUUGUGUCCUCCACACUGUUAGGCCUCAUUAAAUGAGGAUGAUGUUCUGAAAUGCUUAGGGAACGUCAUCUGAGCCGUCAUAAGUGUUUAGCAGUAGUGGAUGAAUUCAAUAUGUUUUUCAAACCCUGUAUGAAGUCAAAUAAAAAAAGUAGCAAAAGGAGCAGUUCCGAAUAUUACUCCUUGAAACAAGACAUCUCUUUGUGACCUUUAGCUUCGUGUCCUUCGUGUUUUUGUCCACUAGAUGGCGCUGCUCAUCUGAUCAUGCAACUUCCAUCAAGCUUUCAUGAAUUGGCUUAAACUUAAAAAAAUAAAA
Messenger RNA from Betta splendens (Siamese fighting fish), 1202 nucleotides. It is a transcript of the gene gpx2, whose product is annotated as glutathione peroxidase 2. The transcript has 2 exons. Gene Ontology annotation, molecular function: glutathione peroxidase activity. The record is from RefSeq and is a predicted model, not a curated record. Lineage: Eukaryota; Metazoa; Chordata; Actinopteri; Anabantiformes; Osphronemidae. Gene Ontology annotation, biological process: response to oxidative stress.